CCCACUGUAACUGCGUGCGGCUUUUAACCUAUUAAUAUAGGUCUUGCAGUUUGCCAUGCGGUCCUUUUUGGCUCUGGACAAUGAAUAACACCACCGGCUUGGCGCUGGUUGGAGCGGGCAGCCGGGAAGACCCGCCGGCGCACAGAGCUCUCACUGGAUGCGUCCUGGUGCUGCUCAUCAUUUGGACGCUUGUGGGCAACAUGACCGUGUGCGCGGCCGUGUAUCGCUACCGCCACCUGCGCGCCAAGGUGACCAACAUCUUCAUCGUGUCCCUGGCUCUGUCGGAUCUCCUGGUCGCGGUGCUGGUGAUGCCGUGGAAAGCCGCGGCUGAAGUGGCCGGCUUCUGGCCGUUCGGCGGCUUCUGUAAGACAUGGCUGGCCUGCGACAUCAUGUGCUCCACGGCCUCCAUCCUCAACCUGUGCGUGAUCAGCGUGGACCGAUACUGGGCAAUCUCCAGCCCGUUUUGCUACGAGCGGAGCAUGAACAAGAGGGUGGCCUUCGUGAUGAUCGGGGUGACGUGGACUGUGUCCGUUGUGAUCUCCUUUGUUCCCGUGCAGCUAGACUGGCACCGGGCGGAAAUCAGUGACCCCGGCGGGCGCGUGGUUCCACACCUGGAGAGCACCGAGGGGAGCUGUGACUCGAGUCUGAGCCGCACUUACGCAAUCUCUUCCUCCCUUAUCAGCUUCUACAUCCCCGUUGUGAUCAUGAUCGUCACCUACACCCGGAUUUACCGGAUUGCCCAGACGCAGAUCCGGGUAAUAUCUUCCUUGGAACGCGCGGCGGAGCACGCCCAGAGCUGCCGGUCGCACGUGCCCGAGCUGUUCCCGCAUAUGUGCACAGACAUCGGUGCCAGCUCCUACCAGUCCCGCAUCAGCAUCCACCCUGAUUCCCAGUGCCCCAAUAAGUCACACCGGGAGCUCAGAGUCUCCAUCAGGAAAGAGACCAAAGUGCUGAAGACUCUGAGCAUCAUAAUGGGAGUUUUCGUUUGCUGCUGGCUGCCCUUCUUCAUCCUGAACUGCGCUUUACCUUUCUGCCCCGGACCAGGGGCCCCUGGAGCCCACCGCGGCCCCUGCUGUGUCAGCGAGAAAACCUUCGAUGUGUUCGUGUGGAUCGGGUGGAGUAACUCCUCCCUAAAUCCCAUUAUUUAUGCGUUCAACGCGGACUUUAGAGACGCCUUCCUUCGCCUGUUGCGCUGCCGCGGAGGAGGCUUUCUGUCGGCGGUGAGUACAGCGGUGGAGACCAUGCUGGCGAACAACGAGGCCGGGCAGCAGAGGCGAGACAGCACCCUGAAGGCAAAGUUGAGCGUGUCCACGAACACGCGGGGGAGUCAGGACAGCGGAAACACCACGGUGGCCGUGUUUUAUCACCGAGGGGCCACGAUGGAACAAGGGACGGACACUGAGGAAAGAUUUGACAAAGACCGAUUGACACAAAUACCCAGAUAAUUUUAAAAUCUCCAGCCACGCUGAUCUUCUUUUAGUCUGUUUUUAGUCGAUAUUAAAUAAUUUUGUCCAUCAAACAAGUUCUUUAAGGAAAGGAACAUCACUUUUUUUCACUUGAUAGCCUAGAAGUAUGGGGGACUAAAAGUGUUACAAUUCAAAUAGCCAAAAACAAGUAGUUUAAUGGGUUUCCUUAACUAAUUAAAACUGGAAACAAACACGUGAAUAACUAUUCUAACACUUUUAUGCAUUAGUUGUGAUAAUCAUGCAAAAAAUGCAGAAUUUUUUUGUUUUCAAUCUGUUUUUGACGCUUUUAGUUUAAGAAAUAUGGCGGCUAAACCAGUGCGGCAACACACUUUUACAUUUUCUAACAUUGUUCACUUUUAUGAGAAAAAGAAACUAACCCUAGCCUAAAUGUUUCCCAUUAAUCCAUCAGCUCUUUGCUGAUGACUCCUUCAGAAAAAAACUCAAGUGAAAAUACACAGUGAAACUUAAUGAGAGCCAUCUAUGAACUCAGUGAAAUGCAAACCCAAGCAAAAAUAUGUCAAUAUAAAAAAAGGAAUAGUAGUUAUACCAAAGCCCCUACAUUGGUAUAACUUAUUUUUGAGCUUGAACAAAUUUAGUUUUAUUCAAGGUAGUAAACAUAUUUUGACAGCAUGCAUUACAUUGGUGACACAGAGCUCGGCCCUGGGGAAACCCUGUAAAAGAAAACCUUUACUGAUGAAGACCGUUCGUCAUAAACCACCCCUCUUGAUUCCACAGUCCCAGCUGCAUGAUCUGAAUGCUCACAUUGCCUGUGAUCCGAGCGAUAUGACGUGAAGGGACGAAGUGACCUGUGGGUCGUGGCUUGUCGUAUAUAAUGAAACAACAAUGUGAGAAGAGGCUAACAUCAUUUGUUUUAGAUUGACUUGCUGUGCAGGUUAAACCAAUCAGAUAGGUGGGCCACUAUGGAUAGUCUAAUGGUUUCUCUGAGCAUUCAGACACAGUAACCAUGAAGCAA
Molecule: messenger RNA, 2439 nt
Organism: Xiphophorus maculatus (southern platyfish)
Lineage: Eukaryota; Metazoa; Chordata; Actinopteri; Cyprinodontiformes; Poeciliidae
Product: D(1) dopamine receptor-like
Exons: 1
Coding region: 81-1445 (454 amino acids)
Biological process (GO): adenylate cyclase-activating adrenergic receptor signaling pathway
Cellular component (GO): membrane
Molecular function (GO): G protein-coupled receptor activity
Source: RefSeq, a predicted model, not a curated record